CAACAACAGUAGGAAUACAUCUGUCACUGAAUACACCGGUGAAACAGUUGUUCAAACAAGAUAUUCGUCCGUGAAAUAUAAGGCUGUUACGUUACUAUUGUCAUAAAAUUUGACAUUAUGUGUGAAAGCAACAGUGCAUGGGAUAUCUGACGAAAUAGAAUGAAGUACACAAUUACUAACAUAUCAUUGGAUUCCUGUUAAUAACCAACGAAACGACACGAGAUUAUUUCAGAAGAUUCAGGCCAUGUGUUAGAGAACUGCAGAAAUUAAUGCUUCAACUAGUCCAAAUAUCAACUUCACUCUAAUGAGUUUCCCAUAACCUGUGGAAGCCAAUAUCUGAUACUGCAAUGUCACAAAGAAAAGGGUUGUCGAGUGGCGGGCGAAAGCAUCGAGGACAUAAUUACAUCCACAAAAAUGAAAUUCUGGUCGGUGAUAAGGGCCGCGAAGUUGUGGAGAGUAUAAAUGAAAAUUCAUUGGUAAUAAAGCAUUUUCGUGAAUAUAGUGCUGAGUUAGAUCGCAAACGUGACCGAUAUGAAGCAAUUAUAAAACUGAGUCGUGAUGUGACCAUAGAAAGUAAAAGGAUAAUCUUUCUCUUGCAUACUUUCGAUAAAGAAAGCAAGAGAGAAACCGUCCUGGGCGAAGCAAAGACACGGCUUGAUACUCUUGCCAAGUCAUUAUUCAAGAGCAUUGCCCAAGAAUUGGAUGGACAAGAUCCAUAUCAGUACCUCCGUGCUUAUACUGCUGGAAUACAAGAGUACAUAGAGGCUAUAACCUUUUACCAAUAUCUUAAGGGUGACGAGUUGGACGAUUGGACAAACUUGGAGAGAUCCUUAACUUACAUGAUUCCUGCAAAAGCCGGAGAUAAUACAGAUAAUAAAGAGACUCCUGGAGAACUUGCAGAAAUUAAGACAAUGCUAACUCCACAUGAGUAUAUUUUGGGCAUUGCCGACUUAACCGGAGAGCUAAUGCGAAAAUGUAUCAAUAACUUGGGCACAGGAGAUAUAGCGAGCUGCUUCCAGACUUGCAGUUUUGUCAGAAGCAUAUACAUAGGAUUUCUGGGAUGCAUGGGCUGUUCAGGAAAAGAGAUCAAUCGAAAACUCUAUACUCUAAAGCAGAGUUUAGCAAAAAUGGAGAAUGUUUGUUACACCAUUAAAAUGCGAGGUUCGGAGAUACCUAAACACAUGCUAGCUGAUAUGGCAAUCGGAGCUGCUAGCGAAUAUGGAGCUGAAGAUGACGAAGGCUACCAUCCAUUUUGAAGGGUUAAAAGCACUUUUCUUUUUUAAAGCUUAAUCAAGUAUUUCGAUAUCAUAUCUAGACAAUGGAUCUGCGUAAUGAACAUGUAAAUAUCAUAUCCAUGCCUACAUUAAGCAUUGUGAACUCGAUACUGUACUAAACAUUUAUAUUUUCACUUGCAGAAAAAUAAUCCAUUAAUACAGACAAGAAUGAUCACUAG
This is a messenger RNA of Athalia rosae (coleseed sawfly), 1453 nucleotides long. RefSeq names its product translin-associated protein X (gene Trax). Bases 348 to 1256 code for a protein of 302 amino acids. The transcript has 2 exons. Gene Ontology annotation, cellular component: nucleus; cytoplasm. The record is from RefSeq and is a predicted model, not a curated record. Gene Ontology annotation, molecular function: RNA endonuclease activity; sequence-specific DNA binding; RNA binding. Lineage: Eukaryota; Metazoa; Arthropoda; Insecta; Hymenoptera; Athaliidae.